AUGAAUAGAUCCGCCACUUACCACCACCUUCGUAACCUCCCUCAGCCACCACAGGUACCCUCUAGACACAAUGAUCAUGGUUUUUCCCAAAAUUUCUUCCAAAUCUAUAAUAUAGUAAAGAUAUUCAGGGAGGACAAGAUUUUGUCAAAGCUUCCUGUUGCUAUUAUUCAGUCUUGGUAUCAGCGACAAGGUUAUGUCAAGUCUAUGGCUGAUUUAAUUCAGAAGGAAUUGCAAACCUUUUGGUCUCCUGAUGAGGCAUCAUCACUAGAAGGUCAAGAGGCAAGUGUUGUCACCGAGUAUGUUAUCAAGAUUUUAGGUCUUGAAGUGUGUGCAGACACUGUAGUAGGAGAUGAAAUGUUUAGGGAUGGACAAGUUGUGUAUCAAGGUAACAUCAAAGAAAGAUCAACAGCAAUACUGGAUAACAAAAAAUAA
Lactuca saligna is the source of this 432-nucleotide messenger RNA. Lineage: Eukaryota; Viridiplantae; Streptophyta; Magnoliopsida; Asterales; Asteraceae. The record is from the annotation of a GenBank genome assembly.